UACAAAAUUUCGUGCAGUUGUGUGCGAAAAACAGAUGCUAUUUUGACUGUUCACUUUUCUUUCUGCUUCUUUCGUGGAUUAUUUCUUUUGUACAUGGUACUUUACUAAUUUUAUAAAGGUGAAAAGAAGUUAUUUUUGUAUUGUAACACGAACUAGAAGUAAAUCAAUCUCCGUUGACCAGAAACAUGGCGUCUGUUUUGAAGAAGUUGGUUCGACGAGACGCACGRAAUCUGAAUGGCAAUAUCCCCAAUGGCAGCUCACAAUGCAACCAUAAACAGUCCAAAGAAAAGGAAGAUAAAGAAGAGACAGAUAAAUCUACAGGAACAGGUGCUCAAAAAAAGCAAGAAUCGACGGCGGCGACUUCGAGCGAAGUUGCGUCUAUGUCUUUGUCUCAUGCACAAAGAGUUCGAACCAGGCGACUUAUGAAAGAAUUCCAUGACGUUAGCCGAAAGAACGAUUUGAAAAUAUUCUCAGCAGAAUUAGUAAGGGAUAAUCUAUACGAAUGGAACGUUAAGUUACACACAAUCGAUGGAGAUAGCCUACUUUAUCGGGACAUGGUUGAAACUGGAGCUAAAUACAUCCUUCUCAAUAUCACGUUUCCGGAGAAUUUCCCCUUCGCYCCUCCGUUUAUGCGGGUGCUUGCUCCUCGUAUUGAAGGUGGAUUCGUACUAGAUGGUGGUGCUAUAUGUAUGGAAUUGCUUACACCUAGAGGAUGGAGUAGUGCCUAUACGGUAGAGGCAGUUAUCCUACAGUUUUCUGCUGCUGUGGUCAAAGGCAAAGGACGAAUUGAUCGGGGCUGCAAGAAAGCGUUUUCUAAAAAAGAAGCGGAAAGUGCUUUCAAGCGCCUUGUUAAAACCCAUGAAAAAUAUGGUUGGGUGACACCACCAAAAUCCGAAGGAUGAAAAAUGUCUUGCGGAUCGAUAAAGGUCUUUUGUAGUUUGUAAGUUUUAUUUUGGCGUUCUUCUCUAGUGAUUUCCAUUGUCAACAACUUGUACACAUGUWAGAAAUCAUCCAACCGAUUCACAACAACUUUUACAUUAAUUUUACUACUUUUUUCAGAAUAUUUCUUUAAAGGGUUAGGUAAAUAUCUUCACAGAAUUAUGAAGAUGAAGUAAAGUGGUACUUACAGUAUUUGAGCAAAAACAAUAAACAUUAUAUCAACAAAAUGUGAUAGAAUACAAAAGGUACAACGAGCCCCUAGCUAUUAUUAAUUUGAAUUUUUUAUUUUGUCACUAUAUAUAAUCAAAAAUUUGUUAGAUUUGUAUGGAAUUACUUCAAAUUCACAAAAAGUUCAAGGCGUGAAAAUAGAAUUUCCUGACCAGUAAUGGUGCUGGUUGUUAAUGGACCAAUGUCCAAAACAUCAGUAAGUUAAUUUUUAUUUUACUAUGUACAAUAGAUUUAUCACCUUAUCACAAAUAAGCACCAACAGAGGACGAUUUUCCCUUGCAUARCUGUGCAGUUAUCUGUUUUUUUAAGCAAUGUUGUGAUAUGCCAACAAUCUUCAUCAUAAUCAUCAUUGGUAAUUGCCACAUAGCUGUACCUUGAUUAUAAAAGAUAGAAUCCACUAUAUUGCUGAGAUUUACCAAAAAAAUUAUAAAGAUUGAUUCGAACAUGGAGUUCCUGGAGUACAGUCGAAGAAACUGAAAUAUUCUAAGUACGAUAAAAGUUGAUUGAUUUUUUUAGGCUACAGAAUUGAAUUACACCAGAGGUUGGAAUUUACCCCUUCUCAUUGUUUAUUUAUGGUUGUUAAUUUUGACAGGAAACCAACCUCUUCUGGCACAGAUAGGAAAUAUAAAUAAGCUGAACAGUGUUUCACUGUGUUUCUCUAGUUAUAUUGAAUAAUUCCCACAAUUACUUUGAAGUGGAACACAAAUCAGUGACCUGUAACUGACCUGUAACUAUACCCAAUGACAACUCAUCCACAGCUUUGGUCAACCAUAUCUCUCUAAUUUAAUGGACCAAUCAACUGYAAUUUUCAGAGUUGGUAUGUGAAAGCUAGCAUGGAAGUGAGAAUUACUAUUUGUGCCACCAAAGGUUUUUCUAUUUUUGGCAUUACUGCCUCAAAAUAAACUGAAUGGGAAAGUGUAAAAUCCAACCUCUUUUUCCCAGAGUAGAUUUAAAUAAAAGCUAAGUAUUUUCUGAGAAUUCUAAAAUUUUGAUUUGACUUGUGUGAAUAUAGCUCAAAAUCUUAUUCAUUUCAAACAUGUCUGACUAUCCCAGUAAGAUUGAUAAAAUACGAUGUUAGAUAUCAAAACAAAACAUUGGUUUAGGAGACAUCAUUCACUGUACAAAGUCCAAAACUGUCUUUCUAAUUUGUACAAUACCUGGUCAAAUAGAUUAGUUGGCCAUUUUAAUAUAAUUAUUGUACAUAGUUUCUGUUGAGAAAAAAAAAGUUUURUUCGUGUUAUUGCCAUAUGAUAUUCCUUUUUAAUACCCAUGAAAUAGAUAUCUUACUAUUUAGCAUGUCCAGAAAUUCUUUGUUUUUGUAACAAGUGCUAAAUAGUGAAAAGUUUUUCAUGGUUACAGAGUGAGGGCAAUGAAAUAGUGCAACAGAAACAAUAAAGCAAUGGGAUUAGAUACUUUAAGGAGUGCUAUACUUAUAUUUCAUUAUAAGUCAAAAUCAGAGUUCACAAUGUUGCUGUGUGUAUCAGGAUUUCAAUAACAAACAGCRAUGAAUCAGAAUGAUCAUCUAUUUAGAGCUGUGCUGUUUAAACUGUGAUAAGGCUUAUAUGUUUGAUGCCCUCAUUCUAUUAUACUCAAAUGUACUAAUAAUAACAAUGGAAUGGGACCGUUCCUCUGGUGGAGAAGUAAAAAUGAUUAACAACUGUUGUUAUUGAGUUGAAUAAAUUGUUAGUAGUAAAAAAGUGCAGUAAAUGCAUACUCACCAAGCAA
Exaiptasia diaphana is the source of this 2892-nucleotide messenger RNA. Its product is annotated as ubiquitin-conjugating enzyme E2Q-like protein 1. Bases 186 to 902 code for a protein of 238 amino acids. NCBI's taxonomy places the organism in Eukaryota, Metazoa, Cnidaria, Anthozoa, Actiniaria, Aiptasiidae. The transcript has a single exon. The record is from RefSeq and is a predicted model, not a curated record.